Messenger RNA from Capsicum annuum, 1694 nucleotides. Its product is annotated as protein FAF-like, chloroplastic. The record is from RefSeq and is a predicted model, not a curated record. Bases 191 to 1498 code for a protein of 435 amino acids. The transcript has a single exon. Lineage: Eukaryota; Viridiplantae; Streptophyta; Magnoliopsida; Solanales; Solanaceae.
UCUAAGAAUCACCCAAAAAAAAAAAAACACUUCAUACCAAUUCCAACAAAUCUUCUUAUUUCCUCCAUAUAUAUAUUUCCCUUUCUUUAAUUUUCCUCUCUUAGCUUGCAACUCUUUCCACUUUUGGAUAUUGUGGUUUUUGCUUAAGGUAACAUUUUAUUUCAUUUCUUUGCCUUUGAUAUUCUUCAAGAUGUCAACACAUUGUGUAAGCAUGAUCAAGAACUUCAACUUAUCCUUAAAGAUACAAGAAGAGGAGGCAAUUAGCAUGGAGAAACAAGGGAUAGUGUCAAUUCUUGAUAAUGUUGAUUCCACUUCUUCUUCAAAUGUAGAAAAAAAUCAUCAUGAGAAAUUGAUCAAAGAUCAACCAACUAAAACAUUUGAUAUGUGGGGUUCAAUUUUAUCUUCUUCAAAGAAUGAGGAUUCAUAUAAUAAGCUAACUCCAACUAGUCCUUAUGUCCACCCUCUUGUCCAAAGAUCAACAAGUUCUUUGAGUGAAAAAAGUCUUGAAAUUUGCACUGAGAGUCUUGGAUCAGAGACUGGCUCUGAUUGCUUUACCUCUUCACCUAAUUCUGAGCGUGAAGACUCAGACGAUGACAUAAACAAUCAUCAUCACAACCACCAUCAACAACAACAAUUUUCUUUUGUCUCAGAAACCUCUGAGGAUUGUCGAGUUUAUAAUUAUAGCAAGAGAUUGCUUUCUUCUUGUAGAUCUUUUCCUCCUUCUCUUCCUUCUAUUCACAUGCAAUCACGCAGAAAAAAUGGUAGAUUGAUUCUUGAAGCGCCUUAUGCUUCACCUAAGAAUAGUCUCCAUGCUCAACGCCUUGAUGGCCACCUUCUUCUUACCUUCAUCAAUCAAAAUGAUACCGAACUAGAAAUGAAGAAUCUUGAUGAUGAAGUUGAAGAGUUUGAGCAAGCAUUUGACGAUAUUCAAGAAGUUGAAGGUAAUGAAAGACCCCACUCAAAUAGUGGUGGUAGUGGUGAAGAAGAAAAAGAAGAUGACGACACUAUGAUAAAACAAAGUCCAAGAAUAUCAAGUGAGAUGACAAAUAUCAAUAUAUCUAACUUGACGAUCCAAGAGAAAAAGAAUCAACCAACAUGGUCCACAUGGACCGUCAACUUCAGCAUAACAUCUGAUUAUUUUAAAUUUAGCAACAGGUUCAACGGCCCAGUAGACUCAAUAAUGGAAGAGGAGAAAGAUACUAGUAACCUUAAAAAGUGUUACACUUGUCCUUCAUCGAUUUCUCAAACACUUUCUCCACGACGAGAGGUGACUGAGGUAAUCCUGACACCACCACCACCAGCUGCAACCUCAUUCAAUGCUUAUGAGUACUUUUGGAGGAAGAAACCAAAAGUGGCAAACAUUGUGAAUAAUUCCACUAAUAACAAGUACUGCUACAACAAUAAGGAAGUUGGUGUAGCAACAACAACAUUGCGAAGUUGCAAAGUGCCGAGGAAAUCUCUAAUAAUUUGGGAGCCUUAUUGCAUUGCCACCUCUUAAUGAUGGUCAUCAUUUAUCCAAAGUAUUAAUCAAAUUAUUUGAUUAUAAUAUUAUAUGAUAUAUUGUAUAUAGUCAUUACCAAUAUGAUUUUCCUCUCUUAGUUUUUACUCUCUUGUCAAAAAGGAGUUUUGUAUAGCCAAAUAAAAAGAGAGAUAAAAAAGAAAGAUUUAAUGGAGAACAAUACAACCUUUUAAUC